AUGUCAACAGAAAAACAAGUAGAUCGUCAAAAAGCUCCAGUAGCAGCCAAUCAAUCACGAGAAAAUCUCGUUCGAUAUAAUUAUCAUGAAGAUAAUGAAGGUUUAAUCAAUCGACAAAUUAAUUUAGAAUUAUAUGCAAGUUACGUUUAUACAGCAAUGGCACAUCAUUUCGAACGACCUGAUGUUGCUUUAAAAGGUCAUAGUAAGCUGUUCAAAAAAAUGGCUGAAGAAGAACGUGAACAUGCUAAUAAAUUCAUGGAAUAUCAAAAUAAACGUGGUGGUACAAUUGUUCUUUUGGAUAUUAAAAAACCUGUCCAACAAAGCUGGGGUUCAAGUCUUGAAGCACAUGAAACAGCAUUACAAUUGGAAAAAGAUGUUUACCAAGCAUUACUUGAAUUACAUUCAUUUUCUUGUAAACACAAUGAUCCACAUUUGACUGAUUAUCUUGAAGGAGAAUUUAUUGAAGAACAGGUUAAAUCACUCCAAGAAUACGCUGGUUAUAUUACUAACUUACGCCGUGUUGGUCCUGGUUUAGGAGAAUAUAUUUUCGACAGGGAAGAACUUGAUCAUUAA
Messenger RNA from Rotaria socialis, 573 nucleotides. The record is from the annotation of a GenBank genome assembly. NCBI's taxonomy places the organism in Eukaryota, Metazoa, Rotifera, Eurotatoria, Philodinida, Philodinidae.